UUGCUGAAGGUUCAUUACGGAUACGAAAGUCCAUGAAGAUUCUUAUUUGCGGUGGGGCUGGUCAAUUCCUAAAGGAGUCAUAUUCGAAAAAAGCAGACAUUCAAGAUAAAAGUGCGCUUGAACAAAUAUUCUUUAAACAUAAGCCAGAUGCCGUAAUGAAUUUUUGCGCUUCAAUUUCUGUCGGAGAAAGCGUAAUUGAUCCUUUAGGUUACUACGAGAAUAACGUAGCGGGAACAAUUAAUCUGCUUCAAAUAAUGAGGAAAUAUAAUGUUAAAUAUUUUAUUUUUUCAUCUAGCGCUGCAAUUUUUGGUAAUCCAAAAAAAAUACCCAUUGCAGAUAAUACUCCACCUGAACCAAUCAAUCCUUACGGUGACACUAAAUAUAUCGUUGAAAAAAUACUCGCUUUGUCAGAGAAUGCUUAUGGUUUAAAAUAUGUUUGUCUCAGAUAUUUUAACGUUUGUGGUGCUCAUGAAAGUGGUGAGAUUGGUGAAGAUCAUGAUCCUGAAACCCAUUUAAUACCAAUUAUUCUUCAAGUGGCACUUGAUAAAAGAGCUAAAAUUAGUAUUUACGGUGAUGAUUAUGAAACUAAAGACGGAACUUGUGUACGUGAUUAUAUACAUGUUACUGAUCUUGCUACAGCACAUAUCAAAGCGCUCGAGUAUAUCGUAAAAAAAAACAAAUCACAAUCAUUUAAUUUAGGUUCUGGAGAAGGAUAUACAGUCAAAGAAGUAAUAAAUGCUUCUAGAAAUGUUACUGGUCAUCCAAUUCCAGAUGUAAUGGAGACUCGUAGAACUGGUGAUCCUGCUAUAUUGGUCGCCGGAUCUACGCGUGCAGAACAGAUCCUUGGUUGGAAGAGAAAGUAUAAUACAAUCGAAGACAUUGUUGCCACCGCAUGGAAGUAUCAUAAAGCACAUAUAAAUGGUUAUACAGACCAUUAUUCUGUUUUAAAUAAUCAAGUAAAUAUCAAAUUAUGA
Molecule: messenger RNA, 974 nt
Organism: Scutellospora calospora
Lineage: Eukaryota; Fungi; Glomeromycota; Glomeromycetes; Diversisporales; Gigasporaceae
Source: the annotation of a GenBank genome assembly